GAGAUGGACAUUGUGUACGGGGAACGGAGGGAGACGGACAUUGUGCACGGGGAGCAGAGAGAGCUCAUGCCCUCUAUUGGAGGGGGGCUCUUAUUAACGAUCCCAUGCAGGCAGUAUCCUGCUGAACACCCUGCAUCCCGGAGGCAUCACUGCUCUGCUUCCGACUGCAGGAGAUCCUCCCGGGCACAGGGGGCGCCACAGCUUCGGCUCCGACUGCAGGAGAUCCUCCCGGGCACAGGGGGCGCCAUAGCUGCGGCUCCGACCGCACAAGGUCUCCAAAAUCCACAUCCGAGCCGAGGGUCACUUGCCAGGUGAGGUCCUGCCAGCACGCCGCCAAGCAGCAGGGGGCAGUGUUACGGCCUCCGAGACACAGGAGGCGCUGGCUGGACUCCCAGAGCAGUAUUCAGAACGAAGAGGGCGUAAUCCUCGAAGCAGAACUGCGGCUGCGCACCACAGACAGAGAUAGCCGAACUGGAUCACGCUGCGGCCGGAAGCAGCCAAUCGGCGGCCCGGAGAUGAACAUCCUCCCGAAGAAGAGCUGGCACGUCCGUUCCCGGGACAAUGUGGCGCGGGUCCGGCGCGAUGAGGACAGGGCGGCUGCUGAGGAACGGGAGAGCAAGUGGCGGGCGGCGCUGGCCGACCAGGAGGCAAGGACGGAGUUCCUGAGGAAGAGGGCGCGUCUCUCCCUCCCUGAUGACCCAACGCAGGAGGCUGUUGCCACCCAUCAGAACCUCAACCUGUUCAGCGAUUUAGAGGGGGGCAAAAGGGAGACGGUGGGGAGCAAGGAGUACGAGGCUGAGCGAAGGCAGGAGAAGGAGAGACGCGAGCGUGCUCUGGGCCUGCUGACAUACUUAGGCCAGAGUGCGUCAGAGUCACAGACGGCACCGCCCUGGUACACACGGCCCCCCAGCCUACAGGACGGGGCAGAGGCUGACGUCCGGCUGAAGGGGCGCAUGGACCCGCUGCGGGGAAUGAAAGAGGGGCUGCGGGGAGGGGCGUCCCGGGAAGUGGGAGCUGGGACGGGGAGGGGGAGGGCGAGGCCAGCCACUGGGCACUCAGACCUGCGUGCCGAGCGCCUGCAGAGAGAGGCGGCCGAGCGGGCCCGUGCUGAGGCACUGCUGAGAGGGCUGGAGGGGAGGGGGAGGAGAGAGGAGCAGCGGGAUGAGGGAGGGGCCUUUGCCUACAACUCACAGUUCCAUCCUGAGCUCACCCGACAGCACAGGAAGAGACGACGAUGAGGAGGCAAUCCCUC
Molecule: messenger RNA, 1252 nt
Organism: Mobula hypostoma (lesser devil ray)
Lineage: Eukaryota; Metazoa; Chordata; Chondrichthyes; Myliobatiformes; Myliobatidae
Gene: leng1
Product: leukocyte receptor cluster (LRC) member 1
Exons: 3
Coding region: 516-1238 (240 amino acids)
Source: RefSeq, a predicted model, not a curated record